Penicillium olsonii is the source of this 2541-nucleotide messenger RNA. Lineage: Eukaryota; Fungi; Ascomycota; Eurotiomycetes; Eurotiales; Aspergillaceae. The record is from the annotation of a GenBank genome assembly.
AUGAAGUUCUCACACAGUGUGCAGUUUAACGCUGUACCGGACUGGAGCUCCAACUAUAUUGCGUACAGCAACUUGAAAAAAUUGAUUUACACACUUGAAAAGCAAGUUAAUCGUACUGAGGGCCCAUCCACCACCGAUGUCGAGUCUGCACCGCUGCUGGGCGCCCAAACGAGCAACCCAGAUGCAAUUUUCAAGCGCGCUCUCGACGCGGAGAUGGACAAGAUUUGUACAUUCUUUCAGAAGAAGCAGGCGGAGAUUUUCGAACUCGCCGAGGAGCUUACUCGGGAUGCUCAUGUCUAUCUUUCCCAGACCGAUGGUGUCAAUAUGGACCCCGUCAGCGAAACAAUCAUCAAGGCCAGCUCCCGUCGAAACGGUGGGCCUGGCCCACGCCGCCGAUCCAGCGGUGUCAGCAAUGAUUCCAUGGCCGACGAUGAGGAAGGGUUUAGUGACGAUGACCGGUCCCCCUCACUUGCCCAACGUCGGCGGUUGAUGCAGUCAACAGACGGCGAGAGCGGUACAGACGACCAGCAUGGAGAUCUCGCAGAUUCCUCGUUCUUCGGACAGCCCGCUAUGUCUGAUAUGCACGGUUCCUACCUGAACGACGAGGACUUCCUCGCUCUGUAUAACACUGGUAUCUCCCUAAAGAAGCGCCUGGUCGAGGGCUACGUCUCAUUAUGCGAGCUUCGAUCCUUUAUUGAACUAAACAAGACUGGUUUCGCCAAAGCGUUGAAGAAAUACGACAAGACAUUGUACCGCAAUUUACGUCGAGACUACCUGGCCUCCGUGGUUCACCCCGCGACGCCGUUCGUCGAGAGUACUAUGGCUGCGGUUGACGGUCAUAUCGAGAAUAUUGAGGGUGUCUACGCGGGCAUCGUCACCAAGGGUAACAGGCAGCUAGCCAGGCGUGAGCUACGUUUGCAUCUGCGCGAACAUGUUGUCUGGGAGCGAAACACUGUUUGGCGUGAGAUGAUCGAGAUCGAGCGACGCGCACAGGCUGCAAAUGUUGGCAUUCGUCGUACCCUCUUGGGUGGCGAUGAAGAUCCGGCCACUGCUCGCCGCCAGGGCGAUAAGAAUGAGAUUCGUACACAGGAAAUCUCAACGCCUCUUGGUCGGUUCCAAUUCCCCCUGUGGUUCUGCAGCUUGAGCUUUGGCACGCUGGUUCUAAGUGUCGCCGUCUUUGGUGCCCUGCUUUCUAUGCAGACCAUGGAGACUCCCGAGCAACAGAACUGCCUGGCCAUGCUGGUCCUUGUCAGUAUCCUGUGGGCCACUGAGGCGAUCCCGCUUUUCGUGACCUCGCUCCUAAUUCCGUUCUUGGUUGUUACAUUGGGCAUCAUGAGGUCGGAUGAUGAGGAGCACAAGCGACUUGGGCCUAAGGAGUCUGUGGGAAUGGUAUUCUCGGCAAUGUGGACCCCCGUGAUUAUGCUCCUUCUUGGUGGUUUCACGAUUGCAGCGGCACUCUCCAAGUACGAUAUCGCCCGGCGCAUGGCCAUGUUUGUGCUCAGCAAGGCCGGUUCGAAGCCGUCGACUGUCCUACUUGUGAACAUGUUCGUCAGUAUGUUCCUUAGCAUGUGGAUCAGUAACGUUGCAUCUCCUGUGCUUUGUUACUCGAUCAUCCAACCUCUGCUCCGCAACAUGCCACCAGAGUCCGACUUCGCCAAGGCUCUCGUGCUCGGUAUCGCCCUGGCCGCCAAUGUCGGCGGUGCGGCAUCCCCUAUUGCCUCCCCUCAGAACAUCAUUGCUUUGCAGAAUAUGCAACCAAACAUUAGCUGGGGCACGUGGUUCUUCAUCGCAUUGCCAGUGUGUAUUAUCUCAAUUCUGCUCAUCUGGGCCUUGCUUCUGGCUACCUUCCGUCCUGGCCGCAAUGCCACCGUCAUCCCCAUCCGCCCGGUCAAGGAUCGAUGGACUGGUAUGCAGUAUUUCAUCAGUCUCGUCACUGUUAUGACCAUCGUGUUGUGGUGCGCUAGUCACCAACUCGAACACAUUUUCGGCGACAUGGGUGUCAUUGCCAUCAUUCCGCUUGUCCUCUUCUUUGGAACGGGUAUCCUCAACAAGGAAGACUUCAACAACUUCUUAUGGACGAUCAUCAUUCUCGCCGCCGGUGGACUAUGCCUAGGCAAGGCAGUCACUUCUUCUGGCCUGCUGCACACUAUUGCCGCCGAUAUCACCGCCCGUGUCGAGCAUCUCAGCUUGUACGGCGUGCUGUUGGUCUUCAGCGCUUUAAUCCUCGUCAUUGCCUCGUUCAUCUCUCACACUGUCGCUGCCCUCAUCAUUCUGCCUCUUGUCCGCCAAAUCGGCGUCAGCAUGGAAGAUCCUCACCCCAACCUUCUGGUCAUGGCCAGCGCCUUGAUGUGCUCCGUCGCUAUGGCUCUGCCCACCAGUGGCUUCCCCAAUAUGACUGCCAUUAUGACCGAGGUUCCCCAGACAGGCCAGCGUUACCUUCAAGUCCGCCAUUUCCUGACUCGCGGUAUCCCGUCCAGUUUGAUGGCCUUUGCGGUGAUCGUCACCCUCGGCUAUGGAUUGAUGUGGGUCGCGGGGUUGUAG